AUGAAAAAAGUCAUUCGAGAUAGUUUAAUAAAAAUCGAUUAUUGGUAUGGAAUACAAGAUCACUUGAAACUGAUCGGUUGUGAAACCUAUGUAAGUAAGGUUCCUGCUUUUGGGACUAUCGAUGAAAGGGCUAGGGGGUUGAAUGACUAUUUAGAUCACUUAUUUCCUAAUCAGGGAAAAAAAGAAGUUAAUCUAAUAGCACAUUCUAUGGGAGGUUUAGAUGCUAGGUACUUGAUAUCUAAGUUAAAGAAUGAAAAUUUCCAGGUCAAAUCGUUAACAACAGUUUCCACUCCUCAUAGAGGUUCUGAAGUUGCAGAUUUUGUCAUUGAUCAUAUGAACUUCCCUGUGCUAGUAUCAAAAGCUGUACCUCAAUUGACCACUUACUACAUGGAGAAAUUUAAUCAAGAUGUUCAGAAUGAUCCAAAAGUGGCGUACUUUUCUUAUGGGGCUCAAUUCAAACCUCAUUGGUAUAAUGUGUUCCAUUAUCCUCAUAAUAUCAUUAGACGUAGAAUAUUGAGGAGUGGUGGUACUCAUUGGGAAAAUGAUGGUUUGGUGAGUGUAGAGAGUUCAAAAUGGGGAGAGUACCUAGGAACAUUGGAUGGGGUAGAUCACCUAGAUCUUAUAAACUGGACAAAUAGGCUUAGGUCCUUUUUUGAUAGUGUUGUUAAUAAGCAAGAACAAUUCGAUGCUCUACAUUUUUAUUCACAUAUUGUCAAUGAUCUAUAUAAACGAGGUUUUUAA
Molecule: messenger RNA, 741 nt
Organism: Yamadazyma jaroonii
Lineage: Eukaryota; Fungi; Ascomycota; Pichiomycetes; Serinales; Debaryomycetaceae
Source: the annotation of a GenBank genome assembly